This is a messenger RNA of Microdochium trichocladiopsis, 1218 nucleotides long. RefSeq lists its product as uncharacterized. NCBI's taxonomy places the organism in Eukaryota, Fungi, Ascomycota, Sordariomycetes, Xylariales, Microdochiaceae. The coding region runs from base 1 to 1218 and encodes 405 amino acids. The record is from RefSeq and is a predicted model, not a curated record. The transcript has a single exon.
AUGGCAGACGAGGCGUGGCAAGAUAACCUCCUCUCCACCCGGCACAUGCACAACCGCCGAGGCCGGGGCAAGAACAGCAACAGCAACAAAGCCAUCAACACCGCCAGCAGCAAAUACAAAACCGAUGGCGGUGGCAGUGGGACUGGCUUUGACGUGCAGCGCAUGUUCGCGACGUACUCGCUCCGCUGCCCCAAGGCCGUCACCACUGCAGCCCCAUCUGGCAUCGGGUCAUCGCCGUCGGGACCGGGUCCGGAAGCCGAGGCCAUGACACGAGGGAAUGUAGUCCACGGCGCCAGGCGCGGCCGUCGAGGCGCCAACGGGGCGGCCAACGACGAAGGGUUUCUCGAGAUCUACCGCGUCACACCCGACGGGCAAGGCUUGGUCGGAUCGUUCCUGCUUCCCGUGACGAGGAGAGAUAUUCCCGGAUCGGCCAGCCUGCUCAAGAAGAAGGUGAAGCAGGAGAGGAAGCAGGCAGACGUCGAGUUCUUGGAGGCAACCGUCAUUCUCGCGGGGAGCAGGAAAGCAAUGGGGCAGAUCCUGAGUGGAGUGGAGGCUGGUUCGCAGAGUCACGAUCCUCUCGAGGCUACGAAGGGCGAAAUUCUUGAUCCUGAGCGACAAGGGAACGACGACGUGGACACGCGUGAAGAUGGCCCAGCCAGUGAUGAUGAGCACAGCCGCGAGCUUGAGCGUACGGGUGACAGUGACCAAGACGACCCGAGCGGCAGUUCGACAGACCACAAUGACAACGAGGACGAUAAUGAUCAUAAUGACCAUGCAGACUCAGCCGGCAGCACAGAAGACGAGCAAGAUGGACAAGAGGACAGAGCAAACCGCUAUCAACGCCCUUUCGAGAAGAACAGCUUCCGCUCGCCAAAGUUCUGGGUGGAAUGGCGUAGCAGCAGCAGUAGCAGCAUCAGCCAAGCCGACCCGGGAGAAAACGUCACAAUACAUCCCGGAGGUCCCCAGGAGCAUGAUGCUCUGGAGACCGGUGGCGACGCUAAUCACUCGUCGCCUCAGCCACGACCGAGUACGGACAGCGUCCUUUCCGGGACGGGAUAUUUGGUCUUCCAGGGCAACGACUGCCGCAAGUUCUCUGGCACCAUCAGCUGUCCGGCCCUCGGGUGGGACAACCUAGCAGCCUCUGGCCACAGGCUGGCCGGUGCCGGAUCGAGGGAUGUGCAGGCCCUGUGGCCAUCGAACGACCUGCGAGCCAUAUGA